This is a messenger RNA of Phymastichus coffea, 1522 nucleotides long. Its product is annotated as 2-acylglycerol O-acyltransferase 2-A-like. The transcript is spliced from 5 exons. Gene Ontology annotation, biological process: triglyceride biosynthetic process. The record is from RefSeq and is a predicted model, not a curated record. Gene Ontology annotation, molecular function: diacylglycerol O-acyltransferase activity. Bases 30 to 1085 code for a protein of 351 amino acids. NCBI's taxonomy places the organism in Eukaryota, Metazoa, Arthropoda, Insecta, Hymenoptera, Eulophidae. Gene Ontology annotation, cellular component: endoplasmic reticulum membrane.
UGUUGCUAAGUGCUGUCGUCGAAAAGGCAAUGACAAAGUGUAACGAAAACUUGACAUCUUCUACUUCAGAAUUUGAUAAAAAGUUGCAGUCGAUAUGCUUUGUCGCAACCCUUUACACGUUUAUUUGCGUAUUCGUUUGCAGUUGCGUCUUUUCUGUGUCGGUAUUAUUUCUCGGCUCGAGAUGGGUGAAAGCGUUUUUUGUGAUUUAUCUUAUAUAUUUCUAUUACGACAGUGAUGCGCAUUGGCGAGGUGGUCGAAGUGGAAAAUGGACCGAAAAGUUGAGAAAUCUAAAAAUUUGGAAGCAUUGCGCGAAUUAUUUUCCUGUGAAACUGAUAAAAACAACUGAUCUCGAUCCAUCGAGUAACUACAUACUUUGUGGAUUUCCGCAUGGGCUAUUUGCAUUUGGAUUUGCUUCCGCAUUUGGGGCAAAUUGUACUAAUUGCGACGACAUGUUUCCUGGCUUGGAAUUCAGGAUACUCUCGCUGAGAUUAUUCUUCUACGUGCCUUUUUUCCGAGAGCUGGCACUUAUUUUCGGUGGUUGUAGCUGUAGUAAAGAGAGCAUGCAAUACCUGUUAUCGACAAAACCACAAACACAAAAACAAAGUCGCGCGCUCAUUCUCCUAGUUGGCGGUUCCGAUGAUGCAUUCAGGACUCGACGUGGUGUUUAUCGGAUAGUUUUAAAAAAUCGAAAAGGAUUCAUUAGAACAGCAUUGAAAAACGGAACACCACUUGUGCCUGUAUUUUCAUUUGGCGAGGUUGAUUAUUAUGACAUCUUCCAUCCAAAGGAAGGAACUCUCUUGCAUAAGAUUAAAAAUUUUUCCAUUAAAAAGUUUGGCCUGUUUCCGAGUAUUGUAAUCAGAGGAAAUAUUCUUAAGAAUUUUUUUUCUUUCAAGCCUAUAAGAACACCAAUCCACGUAGUCGUGGGAUCUCCAAUAAAAGUUCCGAAAAUAGAAAAUCCAAUAGAGGAGGAAGUAGAUGAAUACCAUAAAAUUUUCAUUGAGAAACUUAUCGAACUGUUCGACUCCUAUAAAAGCACUUACAUGCAGAUAUAUAACUGUGGAAAUAUAACAUUGAAUUUAGUGUAAACUAUCUCUUAUUUGCAGAAAAUUUUCAAUAAAUUCCUCAAAUUUCUUACUCCGCUCCAAUCUAAAAAGAAUAGGCGCCGUUAGAUUCAUCGCAAAGUCGCCAGUAAAAAAAAGGAGAAAUAGUUGGUUGCAGCAGCUAUGCAAUCUGCACACACAUACACUACAAGUUGACCGUCAUUAGUGGCGCACGCGUUCGCGUCACGCCGUCAUUGUCGUAGUAAAGACAGCUCGACAUUGACGUGCUAAUGCCACGGCAUUUUCUUUACCCGCUUAGAGUCGUUUGUUUGUUUUCUGUUAUGCUUGGCGGCGGCGGCUCUAACGUUUUCGCGAAAAAGCUUCCGCGAUAUACGCACGUAUACAAGUCGUGGGUGGUGGAUCAAUUUUCCUUCUUAUGCCAUUCAUGACUACAGUGUAUUAAGUAUAGCUUUCGCCUUAAU